Messenger RNA from Thermothielavioides terrestris NRRL 8126, 1823 nucleotides. RefSeq lists its product as uncharacterized. The transcript has 3 exons. The record is from RefSeq and is a predicted model, not a curated record. Gene Ontology annotation, molecular function: ATP hydrolysis activity; ATP binding. NCBI's taxonomy places the organism in Eukaryota, Fungi, Ascomycota, Sordariomycetes, Sordariales, Chaetomiaceae. The coding region runs from base 191 to 1453 and encodes 420 amino acids. Gene Ontology annotation, cellular component: mitochondrial outer membrane.
GCACAUGCAUGUACCUCGGGCCUGCAACUCGUUCUAGUCCACAAUUGUCGCGAGUUCAGCCUUCGCCAUUCGACAUCGCUCGAGUGCUGCAAGAAAGAGCCGCUUCUACUUCUUAUCUUUAUUAGGGCAACGUUAACCCGACAACGGUGCUAUUUGACAACGGUGCUUCGCACCGCCGCGCAAGCUCACUAUGAGCGACCACAAGAGAUCGCGGGAGCUUGUCACAGGCCUCGUCGUCGCGAUCGGGACCGUGUCGACCUACCUCGUGUGGAGGAAAUACUUCGCCCCCUAUUUCGGGAGCAUAUUCAGCCGCAUCGUCGAUCGCGUCACCGACCCCGACUGGGAGAAGAACGAGCAAACUAGGAAAAGAGCUCAGGCCAACCUCCAGAGGAUAAGACUGAAACGGCUCGAGGGAGGCGAUGAUGACGGUGAUGAUGACGCGGACGGUUCUGGUCUCAGGCGCAGGAUCGAGGCCCUGGCUCUGAACGAGUACGAGAACCAGGUAGCGCUUGAGGUCGUUGCGCCCGAAGAUAUCCCGGUCGGCUUCGACGACAUUGGCGGCCUCGGCGAUAUCAUCGAAGAGCUCAAAGAAGCCGUCAUCUAUCCGUUGACGAUGCCGCAUUUGUACAGACAUGGUGGGGCGCUGCUGGCGGCACCCUCUGGUGUUCUGCUGUACGGACCGCCGGGCUGCGGCAAGACGAUGCUGGCCAAGGCGGUGGCCCACGAGAGUGGCGCCGCCUUUAUCAACCUGCACAUCUCGACGGUAACGGAGAAGUGGUAUGGCGAUUCCAACAAGUUGGUGCGCGCCGUCUUCUCCCUGGCGAGGAAGCUGGAGCCCGCCAUUAUCUUCAUUGACGAGAUCGAUGCCGUCCUGGGCACACGGCACAGCGGAGAGCACGAGGCCAGCGGCAUGGUCAAAGCCGAGUUUAUGACCCUCUGGGAUGGACUCACAUCCACCACCGCCGCUGGCGUGCCUGCGAGGAUUGUCGUCCUCGGCGCAACGAACCGGAUCAACGAGAUCGACGAGGCCAUCCUCAGGAGGAUGCCCAAGAAAUUUCCCGUCCCUCUCCCCGGGCUGGAACAACGGAAGCGUAUCUUGCAAUUGGUGCUAGGAGACACAAAGCGCGACCCAGAGCACUUCGACCUGGACUACAUCGCCCGGGUAACCGCUGGCAUGUCCGGCAGCGAUAUCAAGGAGGCAUGCCGAGAUGCGGCCAUGGCACCCCUGAGAGAGUAUAUCCGCCAGCAGCGGGCGUCCGGCGCAGCGGUGUCCCAAAUCGAUCCCGAGCGCAUCCGGGGAAUUAGGACCGACGACUUCUUUGGUCGUCGGGGAGGGCACGCCAUCGCUGAGACGCGUUCACGCACAACCAGCACUGCUAAUGGGCCAUCUAAAGCAUCGAGUGAUGAAUACGAGGAUGUUGAGGAGGAUGGUCAAACCACGGUGACUGCAUAGACCACGGCCGCGACACCCACAUACACAUACAGAGUAUAUGUCACCUAGAGAUAUUGUACCACAGUAGGUGCACACUUCCCAUGUGCCGGCCUAAACAUCUUGACGGAGACGCGGAACAUCAACAAGCAGGGGAGCAAAUGCUAUAGAAUAAUGCGCAACUCGAUGCCGCAGUGAGCAUCUUUCCGUUGCCAUGUGCGUGCCACUCGUCGGUUUUCGGUCGCAGGAGCACUUCGAAAAAGGGGCACACGACACGCCCGAUCUGUGUUUUAUCACCUAGCAACACGCCACCCAGGGCAUAGUUACCGUCAAUUGCCGCAAUCACUGGGCUGUAGUUUUCGGCUCUGUUGGCUCCGUUUGGAUUGUGUCCGGC